Molecule: messenger RNA, 2875 nt
Organism: Scatophagus argus
Lineage: Eukaryota; Metazoa; Chordata; Actinopteri; Scatophagidae
Gene: rhoaa
Product: ras homolog gene family, member Aa
Exons: 5
Coding region: 365-946 (193 amino acids)
Biological process (GO): stress fiber assembly; small GTPase-mediated signal transduction; cell migration
Cellular component (GO): dendritic spine; cleavage furrow
Molecular function (GO): GTPase activity; GTP binding
Source: RefSeq, a predicted model, not a curated record
AUAGGUCUCUUGGUUUAUGUGUCAGGAUAGCUGGUAGAAUAAAGAAAUAUAGUGCGUUAUCCAAAUUUUAUGUGUUCAGUUGGAGAAGAGGCGUCCAGAAAACUAAGCAAAGUUAGCCAGCUAAUAGUUAGCUUCCUUAGAUGGAAUGGAAACUGGUGCUAGCUAGAAGUUAAAUGAUACGUCUCUGUUUCAGUUACAAACAUUGGUCAAAUAAAAGAAAAUCAUUGUAUAAUAAUGGUGACAUUAGGAUAGAAAGUUAUAUGUAAUGGGAAGCAGUUCACCGCACGUUAAGUUUACAGUUUGCAGUGGCCAUUUACAUUAGGUAAAUGGCAGUGAGGAAGUGAAGUUGUAUUUCUCUUAAGUGAUGGCUGCAAUCAGAAAGAAACUAGUGAUAGUUGGUGAUGGAGCCUGUGGCAAGACCUGUCUGCUCAUAGUGUUCAGCAAAGAUCAGUUCCCCGAGGUUUACGUGCCCACAGUGUUUGAAAAUUAUGUGGCAGAUAUUGAGGUGGAUGGUAAACAGGUGGAGCUGGCUCUUUGGGACACAGCAGGACAGGAGGACUAUGACCGCCUGAGACCUCUCUCCUAUCCAGACACAGAUGUAAUCCUCAUGUGUUUCUCCAUUGACAGCCCUGACAGUUUGGAGAAUAUUCCAGAGAAGUGGACACCUGAGGUCAAGCACUUCUGUCCCAGUGUGCCCAUUAUUCUUGUGGGAAACAAGAAAGACCUGCGAAAUGAUGAGCACACACGUCGAGAGUUAGCUAAGAUGAAACAGGAACCAGUGAAGUCAGAGGAGGCAAGGGACAUGGCUAACCGGAUCAACGCCUUUGGUUACUUAGAGUGCUCAGCCAAGACAAAGGAUGGUGUGAGGGAGGUAUUUGAGAUGGCCACCAGGGCGGCGCUACAGGCCAAGAAACGAGGCAAAAAGAGUGGCUGCCUUCUGCUUUAAAGUGUCUCGCACAGCUCACGAGGGACUGGGUGGGAGGGGGAAACAAACCAAGCCAAGAAAACCAUCCCUCCUCUGUGUCUGCUUUAUCACCAGGGUGGGCAUAAUUACAUGGGGUGUUAGAGGGAUGAGGGACGAAAGUCAAACCAGGCCAAAGGGGGGGAAAAAGCAAGGUCAAAAACAAAAGAAAAAGGGAGUGUAUACAUUUAAGUCUGAAGUUAUAGCCUUAAGCUUUUAGUAAAAAAUCCUGUAAACUAGUGUGGAGGAUUCAUUAGACCUCACAUUUAGAGGGUGUGAAGAGAAGGGAACAAACUUUUGAAAGCAUGGGAGGGUAAGCACUGUGAGAAGAGUUUCCAGUUCUCUUGGUCUCCUCUGUCCUUAACUGUAGCCCUAUGGUUUGUGGUUGACACCCACUCCACAAGAGUCCAGGAAGUCAGUAGAGCCACAGCCGUGUGCCUGCUUAACUUAACUGUUGGAAGACUUCCAUGGCUUGCAGUGUGACUGUGCUUCUUUUUCUGUUUAGCCUUAUCAUUCUGUAAGUUGUUGUUGUUUUUCUCUCUUUCCAUUUUCCUUUGGAUACACAGACCAACCUAACUUUGCAUUUGACUUGUUUUUGUUUGAUUAAACUGUGGCAUUUGAUUCAACUUUGAUUCGUUUAAAAAGUUGAAAGUUUGAUUAUUGGCAUUUGAGCAGAGAUAUAUGAUGGUAAUGAGACCAACUUAUUUAAGUGUUUUAUGCAAGCUUGUUAAUGAAACAACAGUCAAAAAACUGUAUGAGUGAACUGAUGUGGACUGUCGAACACACUGUAUUAUCCUCUGGACAGUUGCUGUAAGUUCUCAAUCGGUAGCGGGGCCUUAAUGUUCCUUAGCUACAGAGAGGACCGGACAUUUAUAUUAAACGAGAUUGUAUUAGAGAAAAGCCUUUAAUUCUGAUUUCCUGAGUGUUAAAUUGUUUUAGUAUAGGUCAUCAUAUUUUAGUCACAAGCCUACAUGUUUUCUGAUGCGCUCCUGUUCUAAUAUGUUAUUGAUGUGAACACCUGUUGUUGUCAUGUACAGCAUUCCAUACUGAAAUGGUCAUGUUUUGUCAGUUCCACUUUUUUAACUCAAAUACUUUUUAUAGGUUACAGAUUAUUUUCAGUGACUGCAUUGUUUCUGUUUUUUUUUAAUCGCUGUUAUGUCAGUGAAACGCAACACUCUGCAAACUUACUUACUUUAAAAGCCCUCUGGAAGUUCAUGGGACAAAUUGCCUAUUGUUUCCAGUAGGCUUUUAAUUUGAAAUAUUAGCAGGAAGUGUUGAGGUUCAGUAUCUGUAAUGUAACAGUAAUAAUAAUUAAAAAAAAACACUGCAAUUUUGAAGCCACUGGAAAUAAUCAGUGAAUGAAAACAGUAUCCUGUUACAGAAGUGAAAUGUGAGUAUGACAUGAGUCUGUUGUUCAAGUGAAUGAACACUGUGGAAAUGAUACUGAAUUUUAGCAGGUGAGACAGUCCACCCCCUCUGCGUUUGAACCCAACCAUUAUUAGUUGUUUGGCUGUUAUUAAACACCCUUCUGUUAUUUGAAUACCAGCUUUUAUAUAGAAAAUGUAUGCCAUGAUGUUAUAGGAAGUAUGUUUUGUUUCAAUUCUCCAAGCUUCCUCAUAUCUACAAAUAUGCUUUUUGUGUUGCGUAUCCUAUCCUAACUAUAUGUGAUAUUCUACUGGCUUACACUGUACUGUUUGCACACAACUAGAUCAAAAGGUAAGUGUGGUGCACACUUUGAAAAAAAAAAAAAAAGGAAUAAGAGUCAGAUUAUGAAAUGCAAAAUGCAAGCAACUCCUGAAGUAGUGGAUAUUUGUAAGAGGGAUAUUCUUUUGUAUACAAAUGUAUUCUCACAUUUCUCCUGUCACCAUUUUUAAUGUAUUCUAAAGGAAAUAAAUUGUAACUGAUUCUUCCACA